GAUACUGUUAGUGUUAUGGUAGUGUGGAUGUGAUAGCGACACAAGAUCACAUGCAUAUUUGCUCACUUGAUAACAGAACUAUUUAUCUUGUAGAUCUACAAUAUCAAGAUGAUGGAUCUGGACUCCAUGCUGAAGGACCUGGGACAGUUUGGCAAGUACCAGGCGUUCUGCUUCACAGUACUUAUGUUCCCUGUCAUCAUGUGUGGUUUCCGGUCCACGGAGUACAUCUUCACCACAAUGAGCAUACCACACAGAUGUCUCGUCCCCGAGUGCGAGGACUCCCCCAAAACAGCAGACUUCAAAGCACCCUGGCUCCAUGCAGCAGUUCCUUUCACUGAUCGAGCAAACAACCACAUUCCACACGAGUGUCUGCGAUAUCAACCUCUGUCUGCGGCUGCGGUCAAUAACCAAACCGUGUGUUCUGCUGACAUAUUCAACAAGAGUGCGACGGUCUCUUGUGAUGACUGGGUGUUCUCUGAACCGACCAAAACCAUAGGAACAGAUUUUAAAAUCCUCUGUCCUGGUGAUCUGUGGAAGCUCACACUCAUCAGUAGUGUUUUUGUGUUGCCAAGCUUCAUCGGCAUUCCGGUUGCGGGAUUAAUAUCUGACAGGGUUGGCCGGAAGACAGUACUGGUAUGCAGCUGUGUAUUUCUGGCUGUGACUGGAAUUAUCAGAUCUUUCUCUGUGAACUACACAAUGUCACUCAUUAUGGAGAGUUUGGAUGGAUUCAUGGCAGGAGCUGUGUACUCUCCUGCUUUCAUUCUCGGUCUGGAGAUUCUGGCCCCCCAAAAGCGUCUGCUGGGCAGUUUGCUGAUCAACGUCUACUUCGCCCUGGGAGAGGUAGUGCUAGCCCUGGUGAUGUGGGCCACGGCUGACUGGAGACUGAUGCUGCGAGUUCUCUACAUACCUUCACUGCUGCUGGUGCUCAUGCAUUGGUUGCUUCCAGAGUCAGUUAGAUGGUUGCACACUCAGGAUAGAAUUGAAGACAUUGAGAAAAUCUUCAGUAGGAUGGCCAAAAUGAACAACACUGAAGACAAGUUGCCGAGUGUUCUGAGCCAGCUGCGUAACGCGCACACUCAGGACAAAAGCCUGAAACCACCAGAGCAGUCAGAAAAAGCCCCAAAAGCCAGCCGACUAACAACGGUUUUGAAAUCUCGCAUCAUCAUGGGGCGAUUCAUCGCCCUCGCCUUCUGUUGGAUGGCCUCCAUCUUCUCCUACUACGGUAUCUCCCAGUACACCACCUUGUUUGAGAGCAGCAACCGCUACGUGUCCUUCCUAUUGGUCAGCCUGAUAGAGGUACCAGCCUAUGUUGCCAGUCUGUGGCUACCUGAUUGGCCAUUGCUGGGUAGACAAGGCACCACCGCGUGGUCGUUCUUCCUCUGUGGCGUAACUUGCUUUCUUCUCAUGUUUGUUAGCAAGGGUCAAGUAGUGUUGAGCCUGUUCUUGUUCCUCACGUCCAAGUUCGCCUCUACUUUGACACUGACGGUGUUGUACGUCUACACAGCAGAAUUGUUCCCAACAGAGUUGCGUCACACGCUGCUGGCCUUCUGCUCCAUGGUGGGACGAGUUGGCUCUGUUCUCUCUCAACAGACACCUCUCAUUAGUUCGUACUUUGAUCCGAUGAUAUUAUUUUCCCUGAUCUCAAUUUUGGGUGGAAUUUUCACCCUGACCUGCCCUGAAACUCUCAACACAACUCUUCCUGAUACCAUCGAGGAAGCUGAGAAGAUUGGGCAGCCUCAACAAAAACAAGGACAAACUGUACCUCCUGAGGCGCAGAAGUAUUGAUAUCACUUAUACAUUUAUCAUAAUUUCAUGAUGGUUUUAUAGCUUUUAGAUUGUUAAUAAGUAUUGAAAAUUGUACAGAUAUCAGCUUUACAGUAAUCCAAAUACUGUAAUCAGCAACUAAUUGUUUAAGGCAACACCAUCCUUUGGCUACACUUGGACAUAAUGUAUAUUCUUAUUCUUGUACAUGUAACCAUGGAUAACACAUACUCCCUUAGUAGAUUUCUCAUCCUUAUGGAACCGCUAUGGCUACUAACAAGCCAAUUUUAUUGUUUGUUUUGUCCGGUACACUGUAGAGGUAGAGUUUUGUAAAAAAAUUUGUUUCUUGUUAUUUCAGUAAAUAAAAACCUUGUUUAACCAAAUAAAACGAUAUAAUCAUGAACAAUAACUUGCCCCCUAGUUAUAUAGGUAACCAAACAGUAAAGCACAAAUCAUUAAAUUAACCCUAAAAUAAAGGGUGUCCCAGUAAGAACGCCGGAUUUCAGGAGCGUCUUAUCCUUAUCUGUAUUUCAAUAGGAAUUCCCAAAUUAUCAGCGAUGUUAUCAGUAUUAUGUCCCAUUUGUAGUCAUGAAUCGUUACAUGACGGAUCAACGCGUGGUCAUAGUUAAAGUGCACUACAAGUACGGGGAAUGUUUCGCUGAAACGGUGCGGAAGCUGCGCGCUAUUUUCGCCUGGGAUAAUGCACAAAAUGAGUCAACUGUCUGAAAAUUAAUUUCUAAGUUCGAAGGAAUUGGCUCAGUUUUGGACAUUAAAAGACCAAUGCGUAGUCGGGCAGGUCGUUCCCUUGAAAAUAUUGAUGCUGUACAUGAUAGUGUAGAGGACAACGCAAGAACAUCGAUUCGUCGGCGUAGUCAGCAGUUGGGCCUAGCUCGGAGCACAGUACAAAGAAUUUUGAUAAAAGACCUUCACAUGUUCCCUCGAAAAUCCAACUCAAACAAGAGAUCAAGCCAAGAGAUCCUGUAAAAUGGCUUGAAUUUGUAAACUAGGUGGUUGGAAAUCAAGAUGAAAAUGACAUGUUUUAAAAAAGCAUUGCUGUUCAGCGAUGACGCACAUAUUCAUCUAAGCAAGAUCGUGCGAUUUAACACCGUGUGACUACUUUCUUUGGGGAUGUUUAAAGUCGCUUGUUUUUGCCAAUAAAUCUCAAACAACCCAAGACCUGAAGGAGGAAAUUAUUCGUGCCAUUAAUGGAAUUCAACAUGAAGUGGGUGAAAAAGUUAUGGAAAACUUCGUCAAUAGAUGUCUGGCUUGUCAGCAGGCAGCAGGUGGGCAUUUAAGAGACAUAAUAUUCCAUUACUAAUCGGAGAUACUAUGCUUUAAGAUUCAUGUUUCAUAUCGUAAAUUUAGCGUGAAAAUAUAUGGUUUAUUCAAAUUUUAAAUCCGGCGUUCUUAAUGGGACACCCUUUACUAGAAACAAAAUUUUGUCGUCACUAUAACGAUCAGUGUUAACAGACAUGACUAGGAGAGUACAGAAACCUAUUCCUGUUGAUUGCAGGCUUGUAUAGUGUGGAAAAAAUAUUAAAAAUCGGCUGAUUUUGACGACCCCUAGUGGAAGUUCAGUCCAGACCAAUCUUCAGUCCAGAAAGUCUGAGGAUGUUUGCGGUUAACACUUACAGUAGAACCUUGAUAAUAAGACUAUCAUAUUGAUUAUUAAAUAAGACUUGCUAUCAAGGUUGACUUCUUAUUCAUGUUUGCAAUAAUUAUUGUGUACAAUAUAGUUUGUUAUUUUGUUAAGUUUUUGUUUUAUACACCAUUAAAUGUAUAUUGUAUGACUGUUCGAUUAGAGAACUUAAUUAAACUCUUAUUACAUGUUUUUGAGAGUGAAAGACAUAGUUAUACAAGAUGUAAACAAACCAUUUUGUAUGUUGAAACUAUUAUUUAGUUUCAAUUUUUUUAGUCAUACAAGUUUAAAAAAAAUGCAACAUUUAAAAUUAAUAUAUGGUAAAAGUUCUCUGGAUUUUAGAGUUUUUAACA
Molecule: messenger RNA, 3753 nt
Organism: Macrosteles quadrilineatus (aster leafhopper)
Lineage: Eukaryota; Metazoa; Arthropoda; Insecta; Hemiptera; Cicadellidae
Product: solute carrier family 22 member 4-like
Exons: 11
Coding region: 109-1785 (558 amino acids)
Biological process (GO): transmembrane transport
Cellular component (GO): membrane
Molecular function (GO): transmembrane transporter activity
Source: RefSeq, a predicted model, not a curated record